GCGGUUUUGUUUCCGGCCGGAGCCGGUUACGGAGCGCCCCGCGUCCCUGGGGGGCGGUGGCUCCUGAGGCUGCGGAGGCAGCCGGGGGCUCCGGAAGUCAACACCAUGUCGAGUCUGCACAAGAGCCGGAUUGCAGAUUUCCAGGAUGUUCUGAAGGAGCCCUUGAUUGCACUGGAAAAGCUGCGGGAACUCAGUUUCAGUGGCAUCCCCUGUGAGGGCGGACUGCGGUGCCUCUGCUGGAAGAUCCUCUUAAACUACCUCCCUUUGGAGAGAGCUUCAUGGACUUCCAUCCUGGCCAAGCAGAGGGAGCUAUAUUCUCAGUUCCUGAGAGAAAUGAUUAUUCAGCCUGGCAUUGCUAAGGCCAACAUGGGUGUGUCCAGGGAAGAUGUGACCUUUGAAGAUCAUCCCCUCAACCCCAACCCUGACAGCCGGUGGAACACGUACUUCAAGGACAACGAGGUGCUGCUGCAGAUUGACAAAGAUGUCCGGAGGCUGUGCCCAGACAUAUCCUUCUUCCAGAGGGCCACUGAAUACCCAUGCCUCCUCAUCCUGGACCCUCAGAAUGAAUUUGAGACCCUUCGUAAGCGGGUGGAACAGACAACGCUGAAAUCCCAGACAGUGGCCCGGAACCGGAGUGGGGUCACAAAUAUGAGCUCCCCACACAAGAAUUCCACACCACUGGCCCUGAAUGAAUAUGAGGUGCUGCCCAACGGCUGUGAGGCCCACUGGGAGGUGGUGGAACGGAUCCUGUUCAUCUAUGCGAAGCUCAACCCUGGCAUCGCUUACGUGCAGGGCAUGAAUGAGAUCGUGGGGCCUCUCUACUAUACCUUUGCCACUGACCCCAACAGCGAGUGGAAAGAGCAUGCUGAGGCAGACACUUUUUUCUGCUUCACCAACCUCAUGGCUGAGAUCCGAGACAACUUCAUCAAGAGCCUAGAUGACUCACAGUGUGGCAUCACCUACAAGAUGGAAAAGGUGUACUCCACCUUGAAGGAUAAAGAUGUGGAGCUCUAUUUGAAACUGCAAGAGCAGAACAUCAAGCCCCAGUUCUUCGCCUUUCGCUGGCUCACGCUGCUGCUGUCCCAGGAAUUCUUGCUGCCUGACGUCAUCCGGAUCUGGGACUCCCUGUUUGCCGAUGACAACCGCUUUGACUUCCUCCUCCUCGUCUGCUGUGCCAUGCUCAUACUGAUCCGAGAGCAGCUGCUGGAAGGGGAUUUCACUGUCAACAUGCGGCUCCUGCAGGAUUAUCCCAUCACAGACGUCUGUCAGAUCCUACAGAAGGCCAAGGAACUCCAAGACGCAAAGUAGCCUGGUGGCAGGAAACCCAGGUUUGGGAGAGCAGCCAUCGCAAAGAAGCCCAUGGAAUGGACAGCCCAAGUGGAGGCUGCAGGCUCACUGGCUCCAGGCCUUUUCACCCUGCCUCCCCCCGCAGCCUAGGCCACUCCCACUGGGGGUGCACUGUGCUGUGCUCCUUCCCAGCUACCCAGCCCUGCUGCCCUCCCUGUUCUGAAGCCCUGAGACCCUCUGCCCAGGCUGCUGAGCAGGGCAGCAGCUCCUGAACAAGUUUCCUGGGGCUGGGGCCAUUUGGGGCAUAGGGAGGCUGGCAGGGUCCCUCCUGCUUCUGCUCCACUGCUGUCCCUUCUUUCCUGCUUUCAGUCUUCUCCUGGGUGCUGGUUGUGGGAGGUGCUUGGCAAAUGGGCCAGAAACCACUUCUGAGGGUCGGUGCUCAGGCUUCUCCAUGGAGAAGUGACACCAAAGGAGCUGAGUGACUGCCAGGCCCGGGCCCUGUCUGUCCACUGAGCUUGUGUCUGCUUGUCAGUGGUGUGUGUCCCCCAGGUGUCUCUGCUUCUCUGUGUGUGUUUUAGGGGGUGGGGUGAGGGUACCUUAGGAUCCCUCGAGGUCUCUGCUUUCCCUUCUCUGUCUCUCUACCUCUGCCUGUGUUCUUCCCCCUCUUUCCCAGAGGGUGUGCGUGACUCUGUGUCUUCCUCUCUCUGGUUCUCUCUGCCCUUCUCUCUUGGGUGCCUUAUCCUGAGCCUCUUUCCUUGCUCCUCUUCUCCACUCCCAAGAAGCCAGGAGACAGAAUGACGAGUUUGGCACAGCAAGGCCCCUGGAGGUCAAACUUCACCUUGAUGUCCUGGUCCCAGGCUCCCAGGUACCCCACACUGGGAGGGAAUCCACAGUGCCUCACCAGAGGGCCCCAACCCUGCUCCCCAUCACAGAAAUCUUGGAAACCCAAAGCUGCUGAGAAAUGAUAGCCCAUGAAGCUUUGAGCCUCUUGCCCGUUUUCUGUAGGAACGGAAGAGGGAGAGGGUCAUUUCAGAGGUUUCCCCCAAAGGCCUUCUGCUCUCAGAAAACAGGGAUAGCUAGGAAAUUCUGUGCUGGAAUUUGAA
Molecule: messenger RNA, 2390 nt
Organism: Castor canadensis (American beaver)
Lineage: Eukaryota; Metazoa; Chordata; Mammalia; Rodentia; Castoridae
Gene: Tbc1d13
Product: TBC1 domain family member 13
Biological process (GO): intracellular protein transport; activation of GTPase activity
Molecular function (GO): GTPase activator activity
Source: RefSeq, a predicted model, not a curated record